Molecule: messenger RNA, 5576 nt
Organism: Gadus chalcogrammus (walleye pollock)
Lineage: Eukaryota; Metazoa; Chordata; Actinopteri; Gadiformes; Gadidae
Gene: trim33
Product: tripartite motif containing 33
Exons: 20
Coding region: 44-3931 (1295 amino acids)
Molecular function (GO): protein binding; zinc ion binding
Source: RefSeq, a predicted model, not a curated record
GAAAAGCUACGCACGACGUGCAGUGGUUCAAAGAGGAAGGAAGAUGGCGGACAACAAAGGCGAGGAUGAUAUGGACACCUCUGUUAAUUCAGACACAGCGCCUCCUGCACAAGACAGUGGGAAUUCACAAACGAACGAAGACAACGUGGUUAUAGUAAUUGAACCGAAUUUGAAGGAUGAAGUUCCAGAGUCGCGGGAGAGUGCCCCUACGGCCCCUCUACCAUCCACCAGCGAAGAAGGGGAAGCUAGCAACAGCAGCGGCGGCGGAGCGGGAGCCGAAGCCAACGGCGAGGCGAGCAGCACCCACAGCCCCGCCGAGAACACUAGUGCGAACCAAGAGCCCACUGCCACGGAGUCCCCGGCCACCGGGGAUGCUCCCGUGAGCGGACUGACCACUGAGAUGUCGCCCCCUCCCACGGUCCCGCCAGUUACGCCAGCUGCCAUCCCUAUUAAUCUUUUGGAUACGUGCGCGGUGUGUAAACAGAAUCUCCAAAACCGAGAAUGUGAACCCAAACUUCUUCCCUGUCUACACUCGUUUUGUUUGAAAUGUAUACCUCAGCCAGACAGACAGCUAAGCUUACAGGUGCCCGGACCACACGGACAGACAGAGACUCAUAUAGUGAACGUCAUGCGGUGCACGGUCUGUUGCCAGGACUACAAGCAAAGCGACAUCAUCGACAACUACUUCGUCAAAGACACGUCCGAGGCCACGAACACGUCGAGCGAGAAGUCCGCGCAGACUUGCACCAGCUGUGAGGACAACGCGGGCACCAUCGGCUUCUGCGUGGAGUGCGCCGAGUGGCUGUGCAAGACGUGCGUGGAGGCCCACCAGCGGGUGAAGAUCACCAAGGACCACAAGAUCCGCACCAAGGACGACGACGGCGCCGGGGAGGAGCCCACCACGCCAGCCCCGGCCUCAGCAGGACAGAGGCCCGUGUUCUGUCCGGUCCACAAGCAGGAACCGCUGAAGCUCUUCUGCGAGACCUGUGACACGCUCACCUGCCGGGACUGUCAGCUCCUGGAGCACAAAGAACACAGGUACCAGUUCCUAGAGGAGGCCUUCCUCAACCAGAAGGGCAUCAUCGAGACCCACAUGACCAAGCUGCAGGAGAAGAGGGGCUACGUGGGCUUCUCGGUCGCCCAGGUGCAGACCAGGUUAAAAGAGCUGAGCGAGACUCACAGGAAGGUGGAGCAGGAGAUCAAGAUCGCCGUCUUCACGCUCAUCAACGAGAUUAACAAGAAGGGCAAGUCCCUGCUCCAGCAGCUCGAGGGUGUGACCAAGGAGAGGAACCGGCGGCUGGUCACGCAGCACAAGGACACAGCCCAGCUGGCCCAGCAGAUCCACCACGUGCUCAAGUUCUGCCACUGGGCCAUUACCACCGGCAGCAGCACCGCCCUACUCUACAGCAAGAGGCUGAUUCUGUUUCAGCUACGGCAGGUCCUCAAAGCCAGGUUGGAGCCCGUACCGCAGGCUAACGGAUCAGUGCGCUUCUUCUGCGACCCCACCUUCUGGGCCAAGAAUGUGGUGAACCUAGGUAACCUGGUCAUCGAGAAGCCCCCCCAGUCGGCGCACCCCGCCAACGUGCUGGUGGCCGGCCCCCCAAUCCCGUCCGCCCCUGGCCACCCGAGCAAGCACCAGGGCCAGAUCAACCUGGCACAGCUACGGCUGCAGCACAUGCAGCAGCAGCAGGCAGCGUACGCACAACAGAAGCAGCAGCAUCAACAGCAGCAGCAGCAACAGCAGCAACAGCAGCAGCAGCAGCAGCAACAUCAACAACAGCAGCAGCAGCAGCAGCAGCAGCAGCAGCAUCAGCAACAGCAGCAACAGCAUCAACAGCAGCAGCAGCAGCAUCAACAGCAGCAUCAACAACAACAGCAGCAUCAGCAGCAGAUCCAACAGCAGAUGCGCAUGGCGUCGCAACUGAGCCAGCAACACGCAAGGCCUUCGAUGGGGCAGGCGGGCCCGUCGAUGGUACAGCAGCAGCCCCCCAGGCUGAUCAGCAUGCAGCAGAUAGCCAGGGGUCCUGUGCCCAUGAACGGGGGGCCGGGCCCCCACAUGUACCCUUCCUCCCACCACAUGCGUCUCCCGGGGCCCUCGCCCCAGGCACGCAUGCCCAGCGCCCAGCCGCGGCACAACGGGCAGCCCCAAUACCCCGGUAUGAUGCAGCCCCAGCUACAGAGACAGCAUUCGAACCCGGGGCACGCCGGCCCCUUCCCCGUGGCCUCCCUGCACAACGCCAACCCCACCAGCCCCACCAGCGCCAGCAUGGCCAGCAUGGCCAGCGCCCACGGCCACCGGGGGACCACCAGCCCCAUCGUGGGGCCCAUCGAGCUCAUCCCCUCCGUCACCAACCCCGAGAACCUGCCCUGCCUGCCUGAGAUCCCCCCCAUCCAGCUGGAGGAUGCUGGUUCCAGCAGCCUGGGUCAGCUGCUGACGCGCUACAUCACGGCCAGCACACACGCUCUGCCCCACCUGCCACUGAACCUCGGGGAGAUCAACCUCUCCCCGGGGCCCUCCACCCACUCCCCCGGCUCCUCAGGUCUGUCCAACGCCCACACCCCAGCUCGGCCCUCAAGCAACUCCAGUACAGGCAGCAGGGGCAGCUGUAGUUCUGCAGGGCGGACGGUGGUCCCGGGGGGCCCUGGAGUGGACCAGGUCAGGGUCAAGCAGGAGCCCGGCACCAAGGAGGACUACGGCUGCACCGCCUCCAACUCCUCCUCCUCCAACUCCUCCGUCAAGACGGAGCGGGGGAACGACUCGGGCCGGAGCGCGUGCAUGAUGAGCAGCCCAGAGAGCCCGCUGGCCCCCCUGGGGCUCCCCCCGCCCAGCAGCCAGGACGUGUACAAGCCCCUGGGGGACCGCAUCAAGACGGAGCCCCAGUCGGACGCCCCCUGCUCCGGCUACAACGGCUCCGGCGACGCUAGCGCCUUCAGCUUCCCUUCGACGACCUCCGCCGCCGCCGCCGCCAACACCACCACCACCACCUCGUCCUCCUCCACGUCCACCGGCAGCACCACCACGCCGGCCCCCCCCCCCGCCGCCGCCGCCGCCUUGGCCCCCACGAACGAGGCCCCCUCGGACCCGCCGCUCACCAACGGCACGGCGGGCACCAGCCCGUCGGAGAGCUCCCCGGCGGAGGGGGGGGAACCGACCGGGGCCGGUAGCAAGGAGGACGACCCCAACGAGGACUGGUGCGCCGUGUGCAUCAACGGCGGCGACCUGCUGUGCUGCGACCGCUGCCCCAAGGUGUUCCACAUGAAGUGCCACGUCCCCUCCAUCAAGAUCUUCCCCAAGGGAGACUUCCUGUGUACGUUCUGCCGGAGUCUGGACACCCCUGAGAUCCAGUACUGUGACGACAGCAAGAGGAAUUCUGACCAGAGCUUGAGUCCUGAGGACCAAAGGCGCUGUGAGCGUCUCCUGCUGUACGUCUUCUGCCAUGAGCUCAGCGUGGGCUUCAGGGAGCCCGUGGCCACCUCGGUGCCCAACUACUACAAGAUCAUCAAGCAGCCCAUGGACCUGCAGAAGGUGAAGAAGAAGCUGCAGGUGCGCAGCGCCCAGCAGUACCGCAGCACGCAGGACUUUGUCUCGGACGUGCGCCUGGUCUUCAGCAACUGCUCCAAGUACAACGAGAUGUCUCGAAUAAUCCAGGUAUAUGAUGAGGAGAAACAGAUUAAUACGCAGGUGGGCUCCGAGAUGGCGACGUCGGGCAACGCGGUGAGCGUGCGCUUUGAGGAGAAGCUCAAGGAGGUGUACCCGGGCCAGAGUUUCCCCGAGGCGCCCGAGCCGGAGUUCCAGGAAGGAGGAGGGGAAACGCCGAAGCCGCAGACGCCGCAGAAGGAGGACGAGGCCACGGACGACUCCGAGGACGACUUCAUCCAGCCCCGGCGCAAGAGACUAAAAGUGGACGAGAAGGCCCUGCACAUCAAGUGAGGAGGGUCUCUUGCGGACCCCAGGCUCCGACCUCGGAGGUCCCAGUGUCCGCCGAGCCGGGGGGAGAAGGAGGAAGCAGUCUUCGCUUUUUUCCUCGGCUUUUGCUCGGUUUUUGCUCGGGCUGCGAAGGACUUCUCUGGGCCCAUGUGGGACAAAACACGGACUGUACAGAUGUUGAACUCUCGAGGUCGGAAAGAGGAAUCGGCUCCCGUUCCCGAUCACAGACGCUCCCGAAUCGCGCUUGUACAGAGAACGUUAUGGUAGUAUUUUGUUUUUGCGGUAGUGAAAAUACCUGGAGCUUUGUUUUUUUUUAUCAUUAUUAUUAUUAUAUUUGAAGAUUGGUUUGUGAAAUUCUGCUUUCUAAAACCAUUUGAACAUGCCCAUCCCCAGAUUGUAAUGUAUUAUAACUCUACUUUGACAUGAAACGUAUCAAGUGUUCGUAUGACACUCUGAGGGGUUGUGUAAAUAAGAGAUUAUAGCCCAACUGAAGGUAUUCCUCUGGAUAUUGAGUGCAUCGUCAAUAAAAAAAUGGUCUUGGAAUAUAUCCAUAAAAACGUUGCCUGUGGUUUUUAACCUGGAACAGAGUUUACAGGUUUACCAGACACGUCUAUAUUGUGGUCACACUAAUAUAGGGGCCCAUUUGUAGUGGCAUUAGAAAGCAUAUUGUUUAAUUCCGAUAGCAUCCAUGUCCUCCUUUCACAUAGGACUUAACUCAACCGACCACAUUGACAUAAAAUGUCGUUCGUGACUUUUAAUCAUCCACUAUGUCUGCUCAAUGUUUAAAAGCGGAUAUGCUAUAGAUGUCCGUUGCUGAAGGAGUUCUUGGAAGUUGCGUGAGUAUGUCCUUCUAUUUAUCCCCACUUACCUAUGACAUUGUUCUGAAAGUCUAGAACGAGAACUUGAAAGUAUUAGUGCGAGGUUAUGGGCGGGUGGUUUGGGAAACAUAACGGGAAGCCUCCACAGUCUGGCGCAUGUUUGCGCUGAGUUGGCAGAUAGUGGCUUGUCGGUCGUCAUGUGAUACUUCAUCUUUAUCAGGGUUUGAAGGCGAAUUGUUCUGAAUCACAUUGAAAUGAUCACAUUUCUCUUUUCAAAGCGAUUAAAACAAAGUAGGAUUAGUAAUUGGGGCGUAUCAGCGUGCAUGUCCGUUUGGCUUGCAUCUCUGAAACAAUCGUGUUGAACAUUUGAACUCUUGGGAGUCCUGCCUAGCACGCCGGUCACGAUACCUUAGCCAUAAAAUAACGCUUCAUCAAUUUGCAUACAAACCGAGGCUGAUUUAUGAACCUUCACAGGCCGCUCUAGUUACGCGGACGUGUUUUAUAAAUAUUUCUCCCAGCGAGAUGUAAGAAUGCGAAACCUGUGGAUGAAUGGGGGACCCAAUGUCAAAAAAGACAUUCCAGCACUUAUAACGGAAUAACUAUAGUGAGUCAAGGCGAACUUCACAAGUGUUAUUGAUAUGUGACGUUAACAUGUGAAACUGUCGACAGUGGACGCACGUUUGCAUUGGACUGAUCCGAUUGCAAUAAAAUAACAAUCUUAAGAUGCUAAUGCUAGUGAGCCUUGUAUUUUAACUGACCGGAUGUAUCAUGUGAGAAUGAAUAGAUACAUUAACGUGAUUAAUGGGCGUUAGUGAUUGUGUUGGUUAAUA